Molecule: messenger RNA, 8811 nt
Organism: Coregonus sp. 'balchen'
Lineage: Eukaryota; Metazoa; Chordata; Actinopteri; Salmoniformes; Salmonidae
Source: the annotation of a GenBank genome assembly
AUGGGCUCCAUCAGUAAGCCCAGGGUAGGUGGUGGGGUGGUGCUGGUGCGGCGGGUGGUGAAGGCUCCGCCGGACAGCGACAUGUUCCAGGCGGCCACCUCCGGGGACCGUGACUGGCUGCGCCUCAGCCUGAAGCGGGCGCUGUUCCCAACGCAGCUCGACAAACAGGUGAGUCAAGCACUGUGUUGGCGGCUUGAAUCGAUGUCAAUUAAAUAACUACAUCUCUUGAAGUGCUAGUCAUUUGUUUAUAUUCAUGCAUUCCAACAUGUUAUCUGUGGCUGUACUGACCUGCUGUGUGUCUGUGUCUGUCUGCACGUGUGCGUGUGCCUGUGUCCAUCUGUCUGCACUUGUGUGCCUGUCUGUGUGCACUGUGCACUGUGCUGGCCUGCAUACCUAUAUGUACACACACACCAGGGUCUGACGGUGCUCCACGUGGCCAGCCUACAUGGGCAGUUGGAGUGUAUGAAGCUGCUGUUGACAUCCCAAGUGGUGGACAUAAAUGCCAGCUGCCCCCUGGGCCGCAGACCCAUCCACAUGGUCCUCACUGUCCAGAGCAGACCCCACUCCCAUGCCUGCCUCACCUACCUACUGGAGCACGGAGCCCUGCCAAACGUGUACAUAACCUUGGUCCAUCAUCUCUUGCUCUGACAACAUUAUCACAAUGUCUAUAAUGAGAGUUACCUUUAUAAUGACGAUGAUGAUGAUGAUAAUGACAUUGAAGAUGAAGAAGGUGGUGAUGAUGUACUGUAAGAGCGUAAUGUAUUGGUUCAUUUCCAGAGCCACUGACACAGGGUUGACGCCCCUCCACCUGGCUGCCACCGAGGGCCUGUGGGAGUGCACCGAGACUCUAGUGCAGGUGGGGGCAGACACUGGUGCACGAGACAACAGAGGACACACACCUCUAGACCUGGCACGCAUCUGGUGCCACAGAAGGAUUGCCAGGUGUGUGUGUGAGAGAGAGAGAAAGAAAGAGAGAAAUAGAGGUAUAGAGAGAGAGAUGUGUGUGUUUGUUUGAAAGGUGUGAUGUAGUAGUAGUAAUAGGUUGUGUACUUACCAGGUAAUACAGCCACUUCAGAGAGACAUUCGUAGAUCAGUUGAGGGACGAGUGGUGCCUUGGACUGGCGCCACCUAUCAGAAGACAAUGAGUUUACUCUGCUUACUCUUAACAGAAGUGACACUUAACUUGACUGUAUGUGACUGACUGUGUGUGGCCAGGUUUCUGAAGGACUCUAUGUGGCAGAGCGAGAAGAAGAGAGAGAUGGAGAGACGCAGGGCGCUGCAGAACCUUCAGCAGGACCUGUUCAACAUGCACAGGAGGGCCGAGAGCAUAGAGAAGGUUUGUCUAGUCUACUGUGUGGAAGUCUACUGUGUGGAAAAACACAACACAGUUAUUAUUACUGUUACUAUUACAGAUACUAUGUUACUAUUUUACUGAUAUGAAGUUACUCAUGAGUUGCAUAGAUCCAACACUGUCAACAACGUUAAAAAGUCAAAACUUGAAUUUAAUAAAAAAGUAAUGAUUCCUUUUUUCCUAACGAUUGUUACCUGUCUCUCCUCCGUGUCCAUGUUUCCUUGGUGAACUCCCUCAGGUGGCGAGACAGAAGUUGAUGGAAGAGAAGGUCACGGCGUGGGCCAAUAAGAAAGGCCUCCCCCUCCUCUGGGCCCAGCCUAGGGCCACGUGGAACCAGGCUCACGCCCACUGCCUCUCCCCAGACCAGAGGCCUCCCAGCCAGGGGCCACAAACCCAGAGGACCAAGGCCUGCCACAGGCAGCGUCCAGGGGCCCCGCCUCGGGAGGCCUGGAACAUCUCCCCCAACCCCUCCAAACCCCCCCCGGCCUCUGUCUCCCGGCCCCAGGGGGUGCGUCUGAGCAGCCAGCCCGAGAGGUCCCCUCCAGAGCCCGAUCUGAGGCGCAGCGUGACCCUCUGCAGGGCCCAUGGGGAUGGACGUCCCCAGUACACUGCCAAGUGGGACGGGUCCCCCCAGUCGGUCCCUAACCUGCCCUGGGAUGUCCUUCAGAGGGGGCUGUUCCCUGCUGCCUUCCCAUCAAGGAUCGCCUCGCCCAGCCACUUCCAGCCCAACCAUGUGCUGGAUCUGCCGCACCUCGGCUGCUCCCCAGGACCCAACACCUCUCCCUGGACAGAGGUGGCCAUGCACCUGGCUGAGGAGCUGGAGCCUGGCCACUACUGACUGGAUGGAGCGGGAGGUAGAAGCUGCCCCUAACCAAUGAUCCAGAGUCAGAUCUCUUUCAUCCCUCUAAUGGUUAAGGCUAGAAUGGCAGGUAGGGUAAUCUGAUCCUAGAUCUGUGGUUGGGGGCAACUUCUACCUUAAGAAGUGGUGAAGAGAUCCACUUUCUCCCAGUCUUACUGUACUGUAAUGGAGAGACACUGUACUGACUACUAUGUCACAAAGCAUCACAGGCUAUUGGACAGUGGUGUUCUGCACAACAUAACAGAUUUUGCAUAUCAGGAGUAUUAUUAUUAUUAUUAAAAGGUGUGAUAUUUGAGAAACAUUACUGGUGGCAUUAAUACUGUAUAUUUACAUUUACAUUUACGUCAUUUAGCAGACGCUCUAAUCCAGAGCGACUUACAAAUUCUCAUCCAAUAAAAAUUGCCAGAGAUUAUGAAAGGCGCACAAGGAUUGUUUAGCAAUGUCAGAGCUAACACCGGAAAAUGGUUACAAAUGGGUAUUGUAUUUAGUAUAUGACUGUGUAUGUUGUUGAAUACAGGAGAAAUAAGGACUACUCUGUAACUUUCCACUCUGGGCUUGUUAUCCCAAUUAAGUGCUUUUGUGUCUUUAUAGGGCACCGUGAUAACUCCUCUCCCCCCAUACCCAUGUCACACUGGCUAUGCAUAAGUGGAACAACAGCUGAGUUCACCAGUCUCCAGCUACUUUUCUGUGGUUGGAGCUCCUCGGUCUCCUGCGUGAAGGUAAGGGAGGGGUGCGUAGGGGGGGGGUGACACAGGGGUGAGACCACAGUAACCUGGGUCACUUGUCACAAACGGGGGCCUGCUCUCUUGAUGACACUCCCUCGGGGUCUAGACUAGGUCUGCAGGUGAGAGCUUGUCAAAAGAAGGUAGGGGGUGGAGAUGGGAGCUGUGGUUUUGUCCGCUUACUUCGUCAUCAUAACACACUCACACUGUUCCUGAGAAUCACUUCACACCCCAGCGAUGGCAUGUUCUGACCUCUGUUCAACCUUUUGCCUCCCCGCAACUGCUGCUAGCCCCAGAACCACAUACACGUAUAGUGAAAGGACAGAAUCAAUAUAGAGUACCUUGCGAAAGCAGAGUCGUGUUCACUUCAGCAGUGGGAGAACAUGUUUUGGAACGGAGAAGAUACUAAACGUAAGUCCAAUAAGAAUGCUUCUUGUCUGUUACUUAGUGUUUACACAAUUCAUACCCAGUGAACACGUCCCAGGAAAGUAAUUCCACAUAACCGUUCACAUAUUGAGUCUCACACCAUAUUAACCGAAAGGUUGCUGGUUCGAUUCCCUGAGACGACUAGAUGAAAAAUCUGUUGAUGAGCCCAUUUACAUUUACGUCAUUUAGCAGACACUCUUAUCCAGAGCAACUUACAAAUUGGUGCAUUCACCUUAUAGCCAGUGGGAUAACCACUUUACAAUAUGUUUUUUUUGGGGGGUGGGGUGGGGUAAGGGGGGUAGAAGGAUUAUUUUAUCCUAUCCCAGGUAUUCCUUAAAGAGGUGGGGUUUCAAGUGUCUCCGGAAGGUGGUGAGUGACUCCGCUGUCCUGGCGUCGUGAGGGAGCUUGUACCACAUUUGGGGUGCCAGAGCAGCGAACAGUUUUGACUGGGCUGAGCGGGAACUGUGCUUCCGCAGAGGUAGGGGGGCCAGCAGGCCAGUGGAUGAACGCCCAUGAGCAUGGCACUUAACCCUAAUUGCUCCUGUAAGUCGCUCUGGAUAAGAGCGUCUGCUAAAUGACUUAUACGUAAAAUGUUAACUACCUCACGGCCAAUCAUUGAUUGAGUCUUACAGUGGAGUCCGGAAUUAUUGGAUCCCUUGAUAAAGAUGAGCAAAAAAAGUGUAUAAUAAAAUCUCUUUCUCUGAGCAAUUGUAACAAGUAAAAUCAACCAAAAAAUAUAGGGGUCAAAAUGAUUGGAUGCCCCGUUUUCAAUACUCCAGCACCCUCCCCUUGCGAGGAUAACGACACUGAGCCUUUUUCUAAAAUGUUUUAUGAGAUUGGAGAACACAUUGGGAGGGAUCUUAGACCAUUCCUCCAUACAUAAUCUUUCCAGAUCCUUGAGCAAAAUUGCCCCAUAACACCGUAUGGAUGAGGUACAGUUGAAGUCGGAAGUUUAAAUACACCUUAGACAAAUACAUUUAAACUCAGUUUUUCACAAUUCCUGACAUUUAAUCCUAGUAAAUAUUCCCUGUUUUAGGUCAGUUAGGAUCACCACUAUAUUUUAAGAAUGUGAAAUGUCAGAAUAGUAGAGAAAAUGAUUUCUUUUUUGAAAGCUUUUAUUUCUUUCAUCACAUUCCCAGUGGGUCAGACGUUUACAUACACUCAAUUAGUAUUUUGUAGCAUUUCCUUUAAAUUGUUUAACUUGGGUCAAACGUUUCGGGUAGCCUUCCACAAGCUUCCCACAAUAAGUUGGGUACAUUUUGGCCCAUUCCUCCUGACAGAGCUGAUGUAACUGAGUCAGGUUUGUAGGCCUCCUUGCUCGCACACGCUUUUUCAGUUCUGCCCACAAACUUUCUAUAGGAUUGAGGUCAGGGCUUUGUGAUGGCCACUCCAAUUCCUUGACUUUGUUGUCCUUAAGCCAUUUUGCCACAACUUUGGAAGUAUGCUUGGUGUCAUUGUCCAUUUGGAAGACCCAUUUGCGACCAAGCUUUAACUUCCUGACUGAUGUCUUGAGAUGUUGCUUCAAUAUAUCCACAUAAUGUGGUCCUGCGUAGCUCAAUUGGUAGAGCAUGGCGCUUGUAACGCCAGGGUGGUGGGUUCGAUCCCCGGGACCACCCAUAUGUAAACAUUUAUGCACACAUGACUGUAAGUCGCUUUGGAUAAGAGCGUCUGCUAAAUGGCAUAUUAUUAUAUAAUUUUCCUUCCUCAUGAUGCCAUCUAUUUUGUGAAGUGCUCCAGUCUCCUGCACCAGUCUCCUGCAGCAAAGCACCCCAACAGCAUGAUGCAGCCACCCCCGGGCUUCACGGUUGGGAUGGCGUUCUUCGGCUUGCAAGAGACCCCCUUUUUCCUCCAAACAUUACGAUGGUCAUUAUGGCCAAACAGUUCUAUUUUUGUUUCACCAGACCAGAGGACAUUUCUCCAAAAAGUACGAUCUGUGUCCCCAUGUGCAGUUGCAAACCGUAGUCUGGCUUUUUUAUGGCGGUUUUGGAGCAGUGGCUUCUUCCUUGCUGAGCGGCCUUUCAGUUUAUGUCGAUAUAGGACUUGUUUGACUGUGGAUUUAGAUACUUUUGUACCCGUUUCCUCCAGUAUGUUCACAAGGUCCUUUGCUGUUGUUCUAGGAUUGAUUUCCACUUUUCGCACCAAAGUACGUUCAUCUCUAGGAGACAGAACGUAUCUCCUUCCUGAGCGGUAUGACGGCUGCGUGGUCCCAUGUUGUUUAUACUUGCGUACUAUUGUUUGUACAGAUGAACGUGGUACCUUCAGGCGUUUGGAAAUUGCUCCCAAGGAUGAACCAGACUUGUGGAGGUCUACAAUUUCUUUUCUCAGGUCUUGGCUGAUUUCUUUUGAUUUUCCCAUGAUGUCAAGGAAAGAGGCACUGAGUUUGAAGGUAGGCCUUGAAAUACAUCCACAGGUACACCUCCAAUUGACUCAAAUGAUGUCAAUUAGCCUAUCAGAAGCUUCUAAAGCCAUGAUAUCAUUCUCUGGAAUUUUCCAAGCUGUUUAAAGGCACAGUCAACUUAGUGUAUGUAAACUUCUGACCCACUGGAAUUGUGAUACAGUGAAUUAUAAGUGAAAUAAUCUGUCUGUAAACAAUUGCUGGAAAAAUUGUGUCAUGCACAAAAUAGAUGUCCUAACCGACUUGCCAAAACUAUAGUGUGUUAACAAGAAAUUUGUGGAGUGGUUGAAAAACAAGUUUUAAUGGCUCCAACCUAAGUGUAUGUAAACUUCCGACUUCAACUGUAUGUUCUGCAUAUGCAUUGUUCUUUCGAAGGCCAAACCCACCGCUGGUGUGCGUUCCCAAAGAGCUCUAUUUUCAUGUCAUAUGACCAUAGCACCAGUUCAAAUUCAGGUGCCAAUGCCAUUUAGCAUACUCCAGGCGUUGCUAUGGUCAAAUGACAUGAAAAUAGAGCUUUUUGGCCAGGCACACCAAUGGUGUUUGGCCUUCGAAAGAACAAUGCAUAUACAGAAAAUACCUAAUUCCUACUGUAAAAUAUAGUGGUGGAUCUUUGAUGUUAUGGGGCUAUUUCCACUGGUCCUGGGGCCCUUGUUAAUGUUAAUGUUAAUAACAUCAUACAUUUGACCAAGUACCAGGACAUUUUAGCCAAAAUCCUGGUUGCCUCUGCUAGGAGGCUGAAACUUGGCCGCAAGUUAAUCUUCCAGCAAGGCAAUAACCGCAAGCACACAUCAAAAUCCAUAAGGAAAAUGUUAAUUGACCACAAAAUCAGUCUUUUGCAACGGCCAUCUCAGUCGCCGGACUUGCACCCCAUUGAAAACCUGUGGUUUGAAUUGAAGAGGGUAGUCCUUAAGUGCCGACGAAAGAGAUCCAAGGAUCUGGAAGGAUUCUGUACAGAGGAAUGGUCUAAGAUCCCUCCCAAUGUGUUCUCCAAUCGCAUAAAACAUUUAGAAAAUGUCUGCGUCAUUAUCCUCGCAAAGGGGAGGGUGCUGGAAUAUUGAAAACAGGGCAUCCAAUAUCUAUAUUGUUUAUGUGUUACUUGUCAAACAAUCUCUCUGAGCAACUGUAUUAGUAUAAAUAUACUGUAUAUUUGUAAUUUAGCUCAGUAUUUGUAUUUUUACUUAGUUUUUUUUGCUCAUCUUUAUCAAGGGAUCCAAUAAUUCCAUACCCCACUGUAUACCAUUUAUCUUCCACACAGCCAAUCAGUGAUGAGUCUCACACCAUAUAACUGCCUCUUUAAUAGCAUUGCUACACAUCACUUUAGCAGUUUCUCUCUCCAAACAGUCCCCGAUUCACCCAUAACAAGCCUACAAAAAUGAUCUUAUCACAGAUUCAUAAGUAUUUGUGGGCAUGUUAGUUUGUUUCCUGUUUUUAUCAAUUGACAUACAAAAAAAUCACUUAUUGUAUUAUUUAAGCUUUCUUUUUCUUCUUUUGAACGGUUCAAGAGAAUGAGCAGUUUGAGAACCAUUGCGUCGUUGAUGAUUGAUGAACAGUAAAGAUGUACACAAAAAAAACUCAUUUGUUCCUAUGCGGCCACGUACAAACAUUGGCUUAGUAGGCAAACCCAUACUAGUAGGGAGUUAGCGACCCAGCACACAACACAAGGGCUGCUUCCCAAAAUGGUACCCUAUUCCCUUCAUAGGGCACUACUUUUGACCAGGGCCCAUGGGACAAAGGUCAAAAGUUGUGCACCAUGUAGGGAAUAGGGCGCCCUUUGGGACGCAAACAAGUGAUCCCGUCUGGCCUCGUUUCACGCUAACCCUGUUCCCCUCUCCAACCUGCCCUCCACCUGGCUCGUAUUCAUUAGGCACCAAACAGAAGAACACUGACUAAAACGGAGAGGGGACAACCUGAACUUGUCCAAUAAGAAACGCUUGUUUUAGUUUUCUGUUGAAAAACAUUUUGCUACGGUGUGCACUAAUGAAUACGGCCCAAAUGUAUCAUACCAACACGUAGUUUAAUUAACAAACCUUUAAAAAAACAGAAUAGUCUGAUGCAGAAGAGAGCCUAUGGAGGCACCUACUGCAGCUGUAGAACAGGAGCCAGAGAGGCCUUCAGUUCUUUGUUGGCAGUCACCAUCAUCACAGACAGACAUGGAUACCCUAUUCCCUAUAUAGUGCACUAUAUAGGCAAUAGAGCGCCAUUUCAGACACAGACAGAGCUAGAGAGAGAGAAUGAGAGAUGUACAAGUCCUGUAAACACACUGCUGCUAGUCCGUAGCAAUAACGGGAAGCUCUCGUCUGCUCUGCUAUGAUGAGCUCUUCUUCCUCCUCUCCUUUAGUCCCUUCCCAAAUCUACCCUUGUACCCCUACCAACCCACCCACCCAGACCACCCCCCCCCCCCCGGGUAGAGCCUCAGUACAUCUUCUGUCGACUAGGCAACACUGCCUCCUUGAGGAAAGAGAAGAUGAGCAGGAUGCCGGACCUCUUGCCCCUCUUGCCCUUGGUGAAGUAAUUUGAGACCACGUCAUCUGGAGAAAAAAAAGGAAGGAGAGAAGAAAAAUAAAGUUUAAAUAUGUUUAAUUUAUCUAGCCAGGUAAGUUGUUGAGAAAGAGUUACAUUAUCUUUAGUAAAAUAACCUGGUUGGCCUAGAGUUGAACAACUGGGGGGGGGGGGGAUAUGAUAUCUGAACGUGCUAUAUCUGGGUGGGGUCCAGAAGGGAGAAGAAAAAAUGAAACUGAACUCGUUUUUAUUAAACGCUUAUUUCCCUGGCAAACGUUUUCUGUUGUCAUCAAGUGUGUGCCCUACUGAACAGGACCAAGUAUUCGUAUCAUAAGGCUCUGGGUGCCAUUUCAGACUUAGCCCUAAGAGCUCACCUCCUUGCUGCAUGGUGGACGGAAGCACGUUCUCCCCCGCCGAGAGAGACACGAAGAACGAGAAGGGGAUGAUCCACAGACAGAUGGUGAAGUACGCCAGGACCUUCAGGGAGAAGAGUUAUGUUGUUGAGGAGAGAGGAGAUACGGCGUUGAGGAGAGAUGGAGUUGAGGAGAGAUGGAGUUGA